Molecule: messenger RNA, 306 nt
Organism: Aureobasidium namibiae CBS 147.97
Lineage: Eukaryota; Fungi; Ascomycota; Dothideomycetes; Dothideales; Saccotheciaceae
Product: bola-like protein
Exons: 2
Coding region: 1-306 (101 amino acids)
Biological process (GO): intracellular iron ion homeostasis
Cellular component (GO): cytosol; nucleus
Molecular function (GO): 2 iron, 2 sulfur cluster binding
Source: RefSeq, a predicted model, not a curated record
AUGAGCGCCAGAACAGACGUCGAAGCCACUCAGAACCAGCUCUCGUCUGGUGUCACACCCGAGUCGCUCAAGGCCACUCUGUUCGAGAAGCUCGAGGCACACCAUGUAGACAUCCAAGAUCUGUCAGGUGGAUGCGGCCAAAUGUUCGAAGCAAUCAUCGUGUCACCGCAAUUCGAAAAGAAGACUUCGCUCGCCCGCCAUCGUCUUGUCAACAACACGCUCAAAGCCGAAAUCGCUGCCAUCCACGCCUGGACGCCCAAGUGCAUGACGCCCGCCGAGUGGGAAAAGAAGAAGGGCUCUCUUUGA